This is a messenger RNA of Arctia plantaginis, 438 nucleotides long. Lineage: Eukaryota; Metazoa; Arthropoda; Insecta; Lepidoptera; Erebidae. The record is from the annotation of a GenBank genome assembly.
AUGGAGGACGUUUUAGAUGAGAUAGUAUCUUCCGAAGAUUUGCAAAAGUUCGAGAAAGUUUUCCACGAGCAGCUACACCGAGGGACUGUAACACACAAGGCACAAUUUGAGUAUGCAUGGUGUUUAGUGAGAAGCAAGUACCCCACAGACAUACGCAAGGGUAUACUCCUCCUUAAAGAGUUGUUCAACUCGCAUCCAGAAGGCAAAAGGGACUACCUUUUCUACCUUGCUAUAGGCAAUGCCAGAAUCAAGGAGUACAACAAAGCUCUACAUUAUGUGAAGUCUUUCCUAGAAAUUGAACCAGCUAACCAACAAGUGCUGACUUUAGAGCGUCAAAUAACCAAACGCAUGGAGAAAGAAGGUCUGAUUGCAUUGGGCCUUGUUAAUGAAUGCUCUGUUAGGCGUUCAUUAUCUCUUCGCAAAGAAGAAGCAAAUUAA